CGGGGUCGCUGGAGCCGGCCGCAUCCUUUGUGCGGCGGGACGGAAUGAGAGCGCCGCAGGGGCUUUUCUCUCUUUCCCGAACUCUGGAAAACAAUGGCCUGAGAAGGGACCAUGGAUUGAGGAGAGGAGGGCGGCCAGCGGAGAAGUGAACUGCGCUGGGCAGUCAUGACUUCUGCCGUCGAGAUCAAGAAGCCACCAGUGGCCCCCAAGCCAAAGUUUAUGGUGGCAAAUAGUAAGUCAGUUCCACCUCCCGUGGCACCUAAACCUGACAUCGUGGCUUCUAGUAUUCCACAGUCAACAAAGAGAACCAAACCAGCAAUAGCCCCAAAACCCAAGGUUCUGCAGAGCUCACCUGUUAGAGACACUGGGAAGGCACCGUUGAGGAGAGCCACUGUGAGUCUGGAAGAGCAGAAACAAGAAUUGCCUGAAAGCACUGACAAUUUUAAUGGCAAAAAUGGAGCAAGUCAGAGUAGGGAUGUUGUUUUACCAACGUGUUCCUGCAGUUCUGGUUGUGACGCUAAGCUUGGGAACAGAGAGGAUACGCGUACAGAACAGGUUGUACCCGAGCCUGUGGAAAGGCCUAAAAGUUUAGAAAAUAACAAAACUAAUGGGGGUCGGUGUGAUUCUCUUGCUGAGAAGAGCAAGAGCCCCAGUGGCAGAGUUUUAAAGGUGGGCAUGCUGGAAGAGAGGCUCACUACAGCAGGAAUGUCACCUUUCAGCUCCCCACAGCAGCCCAGAUCCACACACAACCCACAGGUGAAUGGGGGCUGGAGUUCAGGAAGACAACCCAGAAUUGAAGUUGCAGAUUUGUUACCUCGUCUGUCUGGCGUUGAAAACAUGUCAGAUCAUCACACCUGCCACCAACAGCUUCCACGUGGUGAGUUUCAGACUGCUGGGUCUUGUCAGCAUAGCAGUGAGAAAGGCAACAGCUGCCUUAACUCAUGCGAGCCACAAACGGCGGAAGAUGGUAAAAGUAUUUUUCUAUCUUCAGAUGGAUUGAAUACAAAAUCGGAAGUCACUGACUUUGGUCCCUUAGAAAUUCACUUAGUGCCUUGUACCCCCAAAUUUCCAACCCCCAAGCCCAGAAAGACACGCACUGCUCGUCUGUUACGCCAAAAAUAUGUAGAUGCUCCUAGUGAAAGUGCUGAAGAACCAGGGAAUUCACAUAGUAGCUCUUGUCUUAUUGAAGAUAAUUCAAAAAAUGAUAAAAGCAGCACACUGCAUCAGCAUGUUGUGUGUAACCAGAGGCAAGUGGGUAAAGUACAGCCAGGAAAUAAAAGUGAGUCAAGUAGGAACUUCCAUAAUGAGAAACAGGACUUAGUCAGUGCACAUAAAGCCAUGUGUCAUGAAACAUCUUCUGAAAAAGUGUCAUCUGCAUUAGAUACAGACUCUAAUUUAAGUAAUGAUAAUGUGGAAGUAGAUGGUGCUAGGAUGUCACCCUCUACAGACACAGGGACCAGUUUCAUCAGGUGCAGUACUGUAUCCAUGAGCCUGCCUAAGCAGCUUAAAUUCACUUGCAAUGAACAUUUGCCUACUGCCUGUAACCUAGGUAUGUCUGCCUCUCAAAUGCAAAAGGGACCUAUAAUAAAAGAGGGAAGUUCCUUAAGAAUUGUCCCCCCUAAACCUCAAAGACACAGCUUGCCUGCUGCAGGAGUGCUUAAAAAGGCUGCCUCUGAAGAGCUUGUAGAGAAAAGUUCUUACCCUUCAAGUGCAGAAAAAAAUUCACAGAAGCUUCUAGAAAGAAAUCAUUUGUAUACCCCAAACCAUGGUAUGUCAUCCUCCUUUGAUAUGCCUAAACGGACUUCAGAAAAGCCAGUGUGGAAAUUACCUCAUCCUAUUUUACCCUUUUUAGGGAACCCUGAGUCCUUAAAGUCUGUCACCAUAUUCCCAAAUAGUGAAUCUUCAACUGCCUUAACCAAACCUAGAGCAAAAUCUUUAUCUGCUGUGGAUAUGGAAAGGUGUAAUAAACCUUGCAAAGACCCUCCAAAGAGAAACUCCUUUAAAAAGUUGCUCAACCUGAAAUUGUCCAUCUCUUUUACCAAAAACGACUUUCAAAAAUUUUGGUCCAAAAGUAGCCAACUUGGAGAUACCACAGCAGGCAGCCUUCCUGGUGGGGAGCAGAAAGGGUUGGAAAGUGAUUGCCGUGGCUUGUUGGCCGAAGACAAGAGAGGAAAACCAACCAAGGCGUACUCUGCAGAUAACUACAGCCUGGAAUCUCAGAAAAAGAAGAAGUCUCGGGGCCAGAUCAGUGUGGCCAAUGGCCCGAGAGCUGAGUCUCUGGAUGACCAGAUACUCUCCAGGGAGCCAUCCUCCCAGGUGGCCUGGAAGGCUGAUACCUGUGGCUCCGCCCCAGAGUAUGAGAAUGUACGUCAUUACGAGGAAAUACCGGAGUACGAGAACCUGCCAUUUCAUACGGCUGUAGGGAAGACUCCAGAACCUGGAUGGCAGAAUUGCAGCAGCAUGGAGGACACUGAUGCAAAUGUGUAUGAAGUAGAAGAGCCAUAUGAAGCUCCAGAUGGCCAGCUGCAGCCUGGACUCAGACAUCAGCAUUCCAGCAGCCCCAGAGCAGCACAAGAGGGUCACUGUGAUCUCGAGCUCGGUCUUGGCGAUCUUCCCUCCGACGAGGAGGAAGUCAUUGACAGUUCUGAUGAAGAUGAAGUCAGCUCUGAGUCUAGUAAAGGAGAACCUGACCUGCUGGAGGAUAAACAGGCUGAAGAUACUGGAAUGAAAAGUAAAGUUCAUCAUAUUGCCAAGGAGAUUAUGAGCUCAGAGAAAGUGUUUGUGGAUGUAUUAAAACUUCUGCAUAUUGACUUCCGGGAUGCAGUAGCCCAUGCUUCUAGGCAACUCGGGAAAGCAGUGAUUGAGGACCGAAUUCUCAACCAGAUCCUAUACUACCUGCCCCAGCUGUAUGAGCUCAACCGGGAUCUCCUGAAGGAGUUGGAGGAAAGAAUGUCGAACUGGUCUGAACAACAAAGAAUAGCUGAUAUCUUUGUAAAGAAGGGACCAUAUCUAAAGAUGUAUUCCACGUACAUCAAAGAAUUUGAUAAGAAUAUAGCUUUGCUGGAUGAGCAGUGCAAAAAAAAUCCUGGUUUCGCUGCUGUUGUUAGAGAUUUUGAGAUGAGCCCGCGCUGUGCCAGUCUGGCUCUCAAGCAUUACCUGCUCAAGCCCGUUCAGAGGAUCCCCCAGUACAGGCUGCUGCUGACAGAUUAUUUAAAGAACCUCUUAGAAGACUCUGGAGAUUAUAGAGACACUCAAGAUGCCCUUGCUGUCGUGAUAGAAGUAGCCAACCAUGCCAAUGACACCAUGAAACAAGGGGACAACUUCCAGAAACUUAUGCAAAUUCAGUAUAGCUUAAAUGGACACCAUGAAAUAGUGCAGCCUGGCCGGGUUUUUCUCAAAGAAGGAAUUCUGAUGAAGCUCUCUCGGAAAGUCAUGCAGCCCCGAAUGUUUUUCCUGUUUAAUGAUGCCUUGCUCUAUACGACACCAGUACAGUCUGGGAUGUACAAACUGAACAACAUGCUCUCAUUAGCUGGAAUGAAGGUCAGAAAACCCACCCAGGAAGCAUAUCAGAAUGAAUUAAAGAUUGAAAGUGUAGAACGAUCCUUCAUUCUCUCUGCCAGCUCUGCCACAGAAAGGGAUGAAUGGCUAGAAGCGAUUUCCAGGUCAAUAGAAGAGUAUGCCAAGAAAAGAAUCACCUUCUGUCCUAGCAGGAGUCUGGAUGAGGCUGACUCGGAAAGCAAGGAAGAAGUUACUCCCCUGGGAUCCAAGGCUCCCAUCUGGAUCCCUGAUACCAGAGCCACAAUGUGCAUGAUCUGUACAAGUGAAUUCACUCUGACCUGGAGACGCCACCACUGCCGGGCCUGCGGAAAGAUUGUUUGCCAAGCUUGUUCAUCAAAUAAAUAUGGCUUAGAUUAUUUGAAAAAUCAACCAGCAAGAGUAUGUGAACAUUGCUUCCAAGAACUUCAGAAAUUAGAUCACCAGCACUCCCCUAAGAUUGGAGUUCCUGGAAAUCACAAAUCUCCUUCAAGCACCUUCUCAUCAGUCUUACAUAGUAUUCCAUCAGGGAGGAAACAAAAAAAAAUUCCAGCUGCACUCAAAGAAGUAUCAGCAAACACAGAAGAUUCUUCUAUGAGUGGCUACCUGUACAGAUCAAAGGGCAAUAAGAAAAAUUGGAAACACUUGUGGUUUGUCAUAAAAAAUAAAGUUUUAUAUACGUAUGCUGCAAGUGAGGAUGUGGCAGCUUUGGAAAGUCAACCUUUAUUAGGAUUCACUGUUAUGCAAGUGAAAGAUGAGAAUUCAGAAUCCAAAGUAUUUCAAUUACUACACAAAAACAUGCUAUUUUAUGUGUUCAAAGCAGACGAUGCACAAUCAGCUCAGAAGUGGAUAGAAGCAUUUCAGGAAGGCACAGUAUUGUAGCAGUGUUGGUUUCAUCUCUUCUUUGUUUCCAGAAAGGCAGAAUUUAUCAGACUGAAAUAAAUAUGAUUCAGAAAUUAUGUAGAAAUGAACACUGCCAAGACAUAUCCAACCAAACUUUUCUUUGGAUAUCAGAAAAUAGUGGGUUUUGUCUUAAUGUUUGUUUUUCCAUGUAUGUUAUUUAUUAAACUGUUGAUGUUUACCUGGUGGUCAGAAUUAUUUCUGAGAUUCACACUGAAUUCUUAAGUAUCAAUUCUUUAGAGACUAGAAAUGUUAAUGCUAUACAGUAUUAACUAUUUGUGAUUCAGUCUACACUGUUUUGCCUUACAUUUUAAUAUUUUCAUUAGCAGUAUAUCUUGGUAAAUAAAAUUUAUAUCAUAAGGAACAAAUUUCCCUGCAGUGCCUGGUUUUAGUCAUUGUGAUUGUAUUCAGACUGCUGAUGAAAAAAUUGCAUGUCUCUGAAUCAGUCAACUUAGAAAUCUGUUGCAUCUUUUAAUGGGAACAUGCAUGGCCAGUCUCUACCUCAGUAAAUGUGAAAUGAAAUUCCAGUGAAAUAACAAAGUAUUUCUACUGUUAUGUACCUCUUUUGGCAUGAGCACUAUGCCAUGAAAUAAUUCUAGUAAGGGGGUAGAAUCUGAAUUUUUUCAAAGCUACCAGUUCAACACACAUAAGUGUAUAUAUUUUUUAAAUAGCAAAAAUGUGGAAAGCAUUAUAGUAGUGCAUUAAAUCCCCUGCUUUUAAGAGUUCUCGGUGAUCAUGUUUGUAUCCGGGGUGUUGCAUUUCCUUUAAUAUUGUGCUUGGAAUUGGAAAAACUGGAAUUGCCAUAUCAGAAAAGCACAACUUCUAAGCCAGUAUUAACUGCAGUUCUCUAGUAUUCAUUUUUGAAUGAUCUUUUUAUACCACUUUGUGAAAUGUCCUCCUUGGCAAUUAAGAAAAAGUCCUUUCUUUAUCCAUCAGUGCACCUCAUUAUUACUCAUUAAUGAUUCUGGCACACUUACUGUUUAACAUUUGAACACUUUGCACAAAAAAACUGUUGAUUAGCAGAAGGAAAAUUGAUUAACUGUAUGAUUGAAGACAUUCCUGAUAUGUUUGUAAUAUAUUGUAUCAAUGGAGUUUAAGAUCUGCCUUAUAAGAAAGAUUUAUAAAAUAUUUCUUAAAGGGUACCAGAAUUUUCCUACCUGCUUGCUUAUAAAGGAUUUCCCAAUUCAGUGUGGUGACUCUUGAGGGUAACCAAGAGAAUAAGCAAGUGCCUUCUAGAAGCCUUUUGAAUGCUGUUUGCUGCAGCACCAGAGUCCCUGCUAGUGGCUGCUGUAGGUUUUUCUGGCUAUUUCCUGUUAGGGAGUCAUUUUAACCCCCUGUUUUGGCCUUACAGAUCAUCUUAACAUACAGUCUCCCCAAGUCUUUCUGUCAUACCAGAUAAACUAGUUUUUGUUUUACUUUACUUUUGGGGGCCUACUUAUUUUCAUCGAAAUCAGUAAAUAAGGCUUUGACCUGCCAGUGUCUGGUUUCCAGGGUCCAAAUGUUUCCUUAGGUAUCUUCUAUUUGUAAUGAGCAUGGAGAAGGGCAGUCACAAAACUAAGCUGAGAAGGAAGCUGAGAAUAACCCAAGAAGCCAGGCUGAAGUGGGAAGAGGCUAGGUCUGCUUCUGAGUAACCCCAGCCAGCAUACCUCCCUUCUCUGCCAGUGUCCUUCCUUGGGACUAAUGUCCUAAAAAAUCAAUCCCUUUGCCAUCAUUACACAUGUUGAACAGUUUUCCAACCUCUUUUCCCCUGCUCCCCAGUGUGCCCAGCUAUCCUCUUGUUAUCCUUUGGCUGCCCAAAAUACUUUUCUUCAUCCAAAAGCUUGAUUCAUCUGGUAGGGUUUCUUAAAAUGAGAUCAUCAGACCAAUUCUUUCAGGUACAAUUUUGUUUACCAAAUGUACAUUUCGUAUCUGAUGAAUAGAAAGUUCCUAGCAAUGUGGUAAGCCUCCUUUCAUAAUUUAAAUUGAUGUUAUAGCAUAUGCUUGAGAUCCUCUGCAGUCAAAGGUGGUCACCUGGAUUUCCAGAGAGGCAAAUCCUGUUUCUUCAUAUGGUGCAGUAUGUGCUUCCUGAAGGCAGAUACUGUAAUAUACCACGUUCUCCCAUGAUAGCACCCUGUGCCUUUUAAGAGAAAGUACUUCUUCAGUUGGAUAGAAUAAAGUGAGGAUGGGGUCCUUAUCUGUAGCUCAAAUGCAGCCCUCAAAUACCUUCAUUCACCCUCCUGCAAAGCAACAUUUACAACUACCCAUUGGAGACCUACACCAUCUUAAAAUUCACAUGGCAAAAACAAACAAACAAAAAAAAACCAAAAAACUUUCUUCCUGUUCAGAUCUGCAAAUAUUCUUUUGUGAUAAAGACAUCAUCUGUGGCUACAGAAUCUGACUUCAAGUCUGAACAAGACUUUUUUGCCAUUGCUCUUUUAUGUUCCCAUCGUCACUGCCACGGCUGGAGUUCUCAUUAACCUCUGCAAAGACUGUAGGUAACUUUGUUAAUCUGUGUGGUCCCAUUUUAAACACUACUAGAAUGCUCUUCCCAAAGCAUACUUAGUCAAGGUUCAUCCUUGUUUCCCAUCAGUGGUUUAGGCAUGGGACACUUCAAGCUAGUCUACGCUCCAGAUAAUCCCAACCUCACCUUUCUCCUAUGUCUGCCCCACUCCUAACUUUUCCUGUUUAUCCAAGACUUCUCUGUGACAUCUGGUCUAAUCCUCACCCCUUUGCUCUCUCCUUCCCCUGGGCCCGUGUGGUCUUUACUUCAUAAACUUGAAUAUGAUGUCAAUAGCAACUUAGCUUGUUCAUCUAAGAUUCCCUUACAGCAGCUAGUGGAGUGCCUUGGCUGCAAUGGCUCCCCUGGUAUUUGCAGAAUCAAAUUCCCUACCAUGGAUCCUGUCUUGUCUUUUAAAGAGCCCCCAAUACAUGUAUGAUUCUGAAACCUGUGGCAUUUUGGGGAAAAAAAAGGCUUAGGACUGUUUCCCCAUGAGAAAAGCAUUUCCAGUGGGAUUAAAAUAAAGGUAGUAGGAGAAACUGCAAAAGCCUAAAUAUCAAACUCCUUUUCUUUUGGAAUAGGAGAAGGAUGGAAAGGGCUAACUUUCUCCUUUAUAGGACUUCACAGAAUGUAAGAUCCAAUCUUGGAACUAUUUUUAAAUGACUGAUAAUGUAUUUCUAGAUAAACUUUAUGUAAAGGGAUAAUUGUUUAUAUUUUAUUGUCCAUAUAUUCUUUAUAAAGAAAAACUAGCAUUGUAAAUAAUGUUAAUAUGUGUUAUAUUUAUGCCAAAUAAAUGUACUAUACU
This is a messenger RNA of Ochotona curzoniae (black-lipped pika), 7715 nucleotides long. It is a transcript of the gene FGD6, whose product is annotated as FYVE, RhoGEF and PH domain containing 6. NCBI's taxonomy places the organism in Eukaryota, Metazoa, Chordata, Mammalia, Lagomorpha, Ochotonidae. Gene Ontology annotation, molecular function: guanyl-nucleotide exchange factor activity; metal ion binding. Gene Ontology annotation, cellular component: cytoplasm. Bases 166 to 4416 code for a protein of 1416 amino acids. The record is from RefSeq and is a predicted model, not a curated record. The transcript has 21 exons. Gene Ontology annotation, biological process: regulation of GTPase activity.